Choloepus didactylus (southern two-toed sloth) is the source of this 3516-nucleotide messenger RNA. RefSeq names its product solute carrier family 16 member 14 (gene SLC16A14). NCBI's taxonomy places the organism in Eukaryota, Metazoa, Chordata, Mammalia, Pilosa, Megalonychidae. Gene Ontology annotation, biological process: transmembrane transport; monocarboxylic acid transport. The coding region runs from base 386 to 1918 and encodes 510 amino acids. The record is from RefSeq and is a predicted model, not a curated record. Gene Ontology annotation, molecular function: monocarboxylic acid transmembrane transporter activity. The transcript is spliced from 5 exons.
GCCAAACCAGAAUUAGCCGGUAUAGGAAUGGACGAGAGCGGAGAUUCGAAAUCACACCGACUGGAAGCUCAGGUUAGGUUCGGGCACUUCCAAACGUCGCCUUUUUAAAGCCACGAAGCCUGGAGGUCCCGAGCUUCAUGCUUCACGAAACGCUCAGCUGACCCGGCAGCGCGCGCCGGAGGAGCCCGGGAGCCCCGCGCGGAGCGCACCGAGCCUGGCGGAGAGCCGAGCCGCUGGCCCCGGCAGCCCCAGGAUGGUAGGCGACCGCGCAGAUCUCUACGCCCAGCCGCUCGAGGGGCUCCGCGGAAAACUGCAAGUUCGGGGAUCCGAGCCGGGAGCCGAGUGAGGCCACAGCCCCGCGGGCUGCGGGCGAAAAUUUUGGAAAAUGUAUACAAGUCAUGAAGAUAUUGGGUAUGACUUUGAAGAUGACCCCAAAGAUAAGAAGACACUCAAGCCCCACCCAGACAUCGAUGGCGGAUGGGCUUGGAUGAUGGUCCUCUCCUCCUUCUUUGUGCACAUCCUUAUCAUGGGCUCGCAGAUGGCCCUGGGCGUCCUGAACGUGGAGUGGCUGGAGGAGUUCCACCAGAGCCGGGGCCUCACCGCCUGGGUCAGCUCCCUCAGCAUGGGCAUCACCUUGAUUGUGGGACCGUUCAUCGGCUUCUUCAUCAACACGUGCGGGUGCCGCUGGACGGCGAUCGCGGGCGGCGUGGUGCACUCCCUGGGCUGGGUGCUGAGCGCCUACGCCGCCAGCGUGCGCUCGCUCUUCAUUACGUUCGGAGUGACAGCUGGCUUUGGCAGUGGCAUGGCCUACCUCCCGGCGGUCGUCAUGGUGGGCCGCUAUUUCCAGAAGAGACGCGCUCUGGCCCAGGGGCUCAGCACCACCGGGACGGGGUUCGGUACAUUCCUCAUGACCAUGCUCCUAAAGUACCUCUGCACAGAGUACGGAUGGCGGAAUGCGAUGUUUAUCCAAGGCGCCGUGUCCUUAAACCUGUGUGUCUGCGGGGCACUCAUGAGGCCACUGUCCUCUGGGAAAGACAGAAACGACCCAGGAGGGAAAGCCUCACGGGUCCACCCCACGCCCUCCACCGAAUCUGUGAAGUCGAAGGGACACGUGGGCAGCGUGGAUGGGCAGGACGGCGGGCUGGCCCACGAGGAGACCCUCGCCGAUCUUCAAGCCCAGGAGUGCAAAGAGCAGAGUGGGCACAGGGAGAAUCUGUGUGCCUUUCGGGUUCUGAAGAUGGUGAGCCAGCUCACCGUGAGAGUCAAGAAGGGCUUCAGGGACUGGUACUCGGGCUACUUUGGGGCAGCCUCCCUCUUUACCAAUCGAAUGUUUGUAGCCUUUGUUUUCUGGGCGUUGUUUGCCUACAGCAGCUUCGUCAUCCCUUUCAUUCACCUCCCCGAGAUAGUCCACUUGUACAACUUAUCGGAGCAAAACGACGUUUUCUCUCUGACUUCGAUUAUAGCAAUAGUCCACAUCUUUGGGAAAGUGGUCCUGGGGAUCGUGGCAGACCUACCCUGCAUCAGCGUUUGGAAUGUCUUCCUGAUGGCCAACUUCACACUGGUCGUCAGCAUUUUUAUUUUGCCACUGAUGCACACCUAUGCUGGCCUGGCGGUCAUCUGCGCCCUGAUAGGGUUUUCCAGUGGCUAUUUCUCCCUCAUGCCUGUAGUGACUGAAGAUCUGGUCGGGAUCGAACACCUGGCAAACGCCUACGGAAUCAUCAUCUGUGCCAACGGCAUCUCCGCAUUGCUGGGCCCACCCUUCGCAGGGUGGAUCUACGACAUCACACAGAAAUAUGAUUUUUCCUUCUAUAUAUGUGGUUUACUUUACAUGGUUGGAAUCCUCUUUUUACUCAUUCAACCAUGUUUUCGAAUUAUAGAACAAUCCAGAAAAAAAUACAUGGAUGGUGCACAUGUUUAGUAUCACGUAUUGUUUCGAAUGAGAUUUCUUUGUGACACUCACGCCUACCUCCCGGGCUUGCUGUGAGCGGCUACAUCGUAAAGACGUAAGGACGUAACGUGGGAAAGCACUUUAUAAAGUAAUGACGCUGUUAGUAGUAAAUGCUGCUUGGUUCUGAAAGUGGCAUGGCCCUUCCGGUUGGAGAGAAGCAAUGCUGGAAGGUAUGAUUUUAAGGACCAAGUACAUUUUAGAGAUGACAGUGUUCUUCAGAAACCAUCUAUAAAAUAAUUUGUGGACAGGCCCCUACAAAAACUAUUUUCUCUCCUCACCUGCUGGGACUAGGGUUUUGGGUAGAGCUUUUAAAACAAAGACAGGGAAUAAAAGCUUUUCAACCCGACUACUUCUGUUAACGUGGAAAUAAAGUAUCCGUAUGCUUCCGGAGAACAUACAGAUACAUGAGUGUUAAGCACAAGAACAUUGACUAGAUUUCAGAUGUUGAUUGUUGUAGGGAGCUGUUAAACCUACUAGUGUAUUACAAAGGCAGACUCUAAUUUCAAAACUAAGAUAAUUUAGUACAGUUAAAGAAACGCUGUUGGCUUCUGGUGUGAGUGAUGCGUGGUGGCCGAAGCAGGGGGACACAUAGGGGCGCUCAGGCAGGGACCAUGGGGGAAGGUGGCUCCGAGCGGGCUGACGGGGGCAUCGUCAAGAUGGAGGUGGACUGGAGCUCCUGGGCAAGACAAGGCAACGGAGACUAAGAGAAGUUGAGUCACAAGCCCCAAGUUCAUACAGUUAUGAACAUCAUGGAACCAGGAUGCAAACCGAAGCCCAGUAGACUGAUUGUAGGGCCGUUGCUCUCACCCACCACGAAAGCAUUAUUUUCACCUUACAUGCUGUCCAACCUAAUGAGCCACACGGAAAACCUGAAUUCUGAGCACCUGCCCAGGGAAAGGGGGCAACAACUCUUCAUCCAGCUCCGGUUAAGCUCUGCCAAUUGGAGAUGAAGGCCCAGUCUUGUCAACUGUUCCAAUUUGAGAGAGCAGCCAUGAAUAUGGAUUUUUAUAUGAAAUGCCUCUAUAUUUAGAAAUUGGACACUAAUCUGUUUUAAAGUACUAUUUUGGGCCAAUACUAUGUUGAUCAAUCAAAACAUACCUACAGACUAAAGUCAGCCCCUGAACCACCACUUUGGAAUUAAUAGAACGGUAGUAUCCACAAGGAAGAAACAAAUCACUUAACUUCAGAGAAGUACAACUAUUCCUAGAAAUGAGUCUAUGAAGAAAAAAAUCUUCUCUUUACUAAUUUCUUCUGAUAGCCUACUGUGUUAGGCACUGUGGGGAGUGUAAAGAUUACUAGAAAAAACUUUUGCACUCAAAUAACUUACAGGCCAGUAGGAAAAGAGAAAUCCCUGUAUCUGUUGUUCUAGUGACUAUAAUGUAUGGCAUUUAUUUAGGAUGUUGUUAUUACAUUAAAGGUGGUUGAAAAGACUUGCAAACUCAAACACCAAAUGCCUUUUUAGGUGUCAGAUAGGUAGAGGAAGUGUUUAAAACAGAGGGAAUGUUGGAGCUUGUUACUCUAGAUAACAUUAAAAGCAUUUGGAUUCCGUUUUUGUUUUUUUUUUAAUA